Molecule: messenger RNA, 1581 nt
Organism: Nymphalis io (European peacock)
Lineage: Eukaryota; Metazoa; Arthropoda; Insecta; Lepidoptera; Nymphalidae
Gene: CtsB
Product: cathepsin B
Exons: 1
Coding region: 1-1110 (369 amino acids)
Biological process (GO): regulation of catalytic activity
Cellular component (GO): lysosome
Molecular function (GO): cysteine-type endopeptidase activity
Source: RefSeq, a predicted model, not a curated record
AUGAGUAGCCCCACUUCCACUCAGUCGACGCGCACCGCUCUAAUUGUGCGCCCGAUACCCGUUUCAACUUCAGUAAAAAUAAUAAAUGCAAACAUGAAUAUACUUCGCGUUCCGUGUUUUGUGCUACUGCUUGCGGUGACCAUUUCAUCGGAAGACUUAGAAAAACCUCAUCCACUUUCUGAUUCUUUUAUAAAUAUAAUAAAUUCCAAACAAAACUCAUGGAAAGCUGGUCAGAAUUUUCCACCUCACAUGCCAUUAACGACGAUCAUAAAAAUGAUGGGGACCCUUAAAGAUGAUUUUAUUUCAAAACUGGAGAAUGUGCAGCAUGACGAAGAGCUCAUAGCGAGUUUGCCCGACAGUUUCGACCCUAGAGAUAAAUGGCCAAAUUGUCCAACAUUAAACGAAAUAAGAGAUCAAGGUUCUUGCGGCAGUUGUUGGGCUUUCGGAGCAGUAGAAGCAAUGACUGACCGAUACUGUAUUUACUCAAACGGAACAAAGCAUUUUCAUUUCUCCGCUGAAGAUUUAUUAAGUUGUUGUCCUAUUUGCGGCCUCGGUUGUAAUGGGGGUAUACCUACAAUGGCAUGGCAAUACUGGAAGCACUUCGGUUUAGUUUCAGGGGGUAGUUUUAAUUCUACUCAGGGUUGCAGACCAUACGAAAUAGCUCCCUGCGAACAUCACGUUCCAGGCAAUAGAAUGCCGUGUAGCGGAGAUACCAAGACGCCCAAAUGCUUUAGAGCAUGCCAACCUAAUUAUAACGUUCCAUACAAAAAGGACAAAAGAUACGGAAAACAUGUGUACUCUGUAAGAGGUGGUGAGGGUAACAUAAGAGCUGAGAUAUUUAAGAACGGCCCUGUUGAAGCUGCUUUCACUGUGUAUGCUGAUUUCCUUUCAUAUAAAAGUGGUGUUUACAAACAUGUAGCAGGGGAUGCCCUCGGUGGCCACGCUAUUAAAAUUAUGGGAUGGGGAGUCGAUAAUGGUAACAAAUAUUGGCUUAUUGCAAACUCUUGGAAUUCCGAUUGGGGAGACAAUGGUUUCUUCAAAAUUCUUCGCGGAGACGAUCAAUGUGGCAUUGAAAGUUCUAUAAUUGCUGGCGAACCACAAUUUGAAUAAUUAUUAUGUGAAUUAAAAUAAACGAUUUUUAUAAGUUUUGUGCUUGAUAAAUUGUUUUUAUAUUUCUUGUUCGAAAAAUAUGUUGAUUUUUUUAUUUUAAAAACGUCGAUUAUAAACGUAACAACUUUUUGUUGAUGUAAUUAUCUGAAUUAAUUUACUACUGCUGAUGAAUCUUUGAAUAUAUGAAAAUAUUUUAUAUUGAUUUUUAUUAUUUACAAAUCUUAGGAAAUACUUAUACUUCAAGUUGAAAGAAAUAUAUUUCUUGUUAAAUAGAUUCUUUAACGAUUGAGUUACAUAAUUAUUAAAGUUUUCAGAGUUAUUUAUCUCAUUAUAAUUAGAGUAGAGUAACAGAGAUAGGUACUUGUGUGUUGUAUACUAUUUGAGACGUCGUUAGGUCAGCAAGCAUUAGAUUUAAUUAAGAAAAUAAACAAUAACUCAAUAAUAAUACAAAUAAAUUAAUUUGAAUUUUGA